Molecule: messenger RNA, 2027 nt
Organism: Salvia splendens (bonfire salvia)
Lineage: Eukaryota; Viridiplantae; Streptophyta; Magnoliopsida; Lamiales; Lamiaceae
Product: protein FLX-like 2
Exons: 6
Coding region: 331-1701 (456 amino acids)
Source: RefSeq, a predicted model, not a curated record
UCUCUCUAUUGAACCCCCUGUCGCCGUCGGGCUUAGCCUAUCCGCAUUGCGCUCUCAGUCUCGCUCGCCUAAUCCCGCCUCCACGCCUCUCCGCUCUCUCACAAAUAUUUUCCCCCUCUUUUACUUCCUAUGGCUACCCUCGCUGAACUUUCAAAGAUCUGCAUAAUACUACAAUUAAAUGUAACUAGUUCGUGUUAAUAACAAGGCAUGGCUAUACGCUGAGUCGAGAGAAGGGGUUUAUAAAAUUCUUUAGAGAGUGUGCAACUGCAACUCCCACUUGCAUUAAAAGUAAUAAUCUCCAGUGUCAGAGGUCAAAGUUGGGAGCUAAUUAUGGCAAGUAAAGGUCGAGUCCCUCCUCCCCACCAUCACCGUCCUCUCCCUGGCCCUGGUGCCGGGCAUCCUGAUCCAUAUGCUUCUGCAGUUCGUCCACCUGUUGGUGGUUUUCCUCACUUUGAAAUGUUACCUCCUCAUGAACUAAUGGCACAUAAGCUUUCUGCACAGCAUGUUGAGAUAGCAAAACUUGCAACAGAAAAUCAGAGGCUUGCUGCUACCCAUGGUACUCUAAGACAAGAUCUUGCUACUGCCAAGCAUGAGUUGCAAUUAAUACAUGCACACAUUAAUGAUGUAAAGUCUGAAAAAGAGCAACAGACUAGAGGAAUUACUGAUACAAUAUCAAAGAUGGAGUCUGAACUUAAAGCUGCAGAAUCCGUCAAAAAGGAGUUGCAGCAAGCACGAACUGAGGCACAAUCCUUGGUUUCUGGAAGACAGGAACUGGUUUCAAAGAUACAGCAGUUGAAUCACGAGCUUCAUAUGGCUCACUCUGAGGCACAACAAAUCCCUCCUCUAGUUGCUGAACUUGAUGGGAUGAGACAGGAGUACCAGCAUUGCAGGGGGACUUAUGACUAUGAGAAGAAGUUAUACAAUGACCACCUUGAAUCACUUCAGGUAAUGGAAAAAAACUACAUCGCAAUGUCGAGAGAAGUGGAGAAGCUCAGGGCUGAGCUGAGUACUUCUACAAAUUAUGACCACCGAACUGGAGGGCCUUAUGGUGGUUCCGCUGGAUAUAUUGGAAAUGUUCCUCCAGGGAACUAUGCUUCUGCUCAUGCCUAUGGUGUACAGCAGCAGGGUCAUGGUUCUCAUCUGGGAGGGGGUGCUGGGCUUGGACCUGCUGUGCCAGCUGGUACUGAGGGUAAUUCUCAGCCUGCUCCCUAUGGUUUGGGUAAUGCUCAAGAUGCGUCCAGAGGCCCUUUUUACCCUGCGUUUAGGGGAACUAGUUAUGAUCCCCAGAGGGUACAACCUGGAGCUAGUUAUGGUGCCCAACUGGGACCUACUGGAACAGGUUAUGGUGCCCAACUGGGACCUACUGGAACAGGCUACGAUGCCCAAAGGGGAUUGGCUCCAUCUGCACACAAUACCCCUAGGGUACCGGGAUAUGAAGCUCCUAGAGGUCAUAGAUCUGAAACUCAGGAGGGACAAGGUGCCCCUGCAUAUGGUAUCCAAAGAAGCUCAGGAGAUGAAGCUCAAAGGGCAGCUAAUUACGAGGCACAAAAGGGCACCAGCUAUGAUGCAUCAUCCAGAGGUACUGCAGGCCAUCAAGGACAGGUUCCCAUGAAUAACCAACCUUACCAGCCAACACCGAAUUCUAUAGCUGGUACUGGAUAUGAGGUGCCAUCGCAUGGUGUAAACCCCGCUCAUAGGUGAACUUUAGGCCAUCCUCAGGGUUUAGUGCCUACGGAACUUGCUGAAAGGUCACCUUGUGGAAUUCAUCUGACCAGUGGAUUCUCAAUUUCUGGAGGAGAGCCUUGGUAGUUAUUAACACUUGAAGCAGGCAACACGGUGGUGGUGGAUGCACACACACACACACGCACACACUUGCUUCCAUGCGGACUCUUUUUUUGAAGUGUUACUUUGUUCAGAAAUCAGGCUAUGGAUCAAUUGGCAUUUGAUUGGAGCGCAUUCAACUGUAGAGGAACUCGUUUACCCCUUAAUUUCACUUAAAUUGAGUUAUAUUUUACUCCUAUGUGGUA